Molecule: messenger RNA, 1011 nt
Organism: Trematosphaeria pertusa
Lineage: Eukaryota; Fungi; Ascomycota; Dothideomycetes; Pleosporales; Trematosphaeriaceae
Exons: 2
Coding region: 75-791 (238 amino acids)
Source: RefSeq, a predicted model, not a curated record
GGAAAACUUGAAAAGCAGCACAUUGCACCGUCUUAACCUCCUCUCCCACAUACACACGCAUCCCACAUCCCAAGAUGCCCGCCGUCCUCCCCAACCUCACUCGCCUACUCGCCGGCAUCCCCGUUCCCAAUACCCCCCUCAUCAACGCCUCCAUAUCCCUAGCCCACGCGUCCCUCCCCACCGACGGCUACAACCACGUGAUGCGCUCCUGGCUCAACGCCCAGGCCAUCAUAAACCACCUGCCUGCAUCCAACCGCUCCGCCAUCGACCAGGAGGCCGUCGGCGUGGCCGCCGUUCUGCAUGAUAUGGGCUGGGCGUUUGACACCGCAUUCGUAUCCGAGGACAAGCGCUUCGAAGUCGACGGCGCAAUGGCAGCUCGAGCAUUUGUAGAACGCGAAGGCGGCCGCGCGUGGUCUAGCAAACACCGCCAGCAGCUCGUCUGGGACGCCAUCGCGCUGCACACCACGCAGGACAUCGCGCGGUACAAGGAGGCCGAAGUGGCGCUCGUCUCGGGUGGCGUGGUGACCGAGCUCGUCGGGCCGGAGAUUGCCAAACAAAUGUUCGGCGACUUGAUUACUGUGACGCAGACGGAGUGGGAGCAGAUUGUAGCGGAGUUCCCACAGCCGGGGCUGAGGGGGUAUCUUAGGGGUGUCAUGGUGCGGCUCUGUGGGAUGAAGCCGGAGACUACGUAUCAGAAUUUUGUGGGGGAUUAUGGGGAGGAGUUUUUGGAGGGGUAUGAGAGGGAGGGGCAUAGGGACGUGGAUUUGCUAGAGAGUGUGUUGCCGGAGUGAGAUGGGGACGGGGGAUAUGGUAUGAGGAGUGUGGGUGGGUGGCGAAGAAAAGGGGGCGCUGUACGGAUUGAGAAGGCAAGAAGGAGAAGGGUUUGCUUCUUUAGACCGCAACGAAGAACUCUUUACACCUUACGAACCUCACUAUUCCCAUCAACACACCACCUAAGACCAUCAAUCCCCCCAUUACCGUCAAUGCAACCCCGAAGCCUCUAGCGUCGGC